Molecule: messenger RNA, 1159 nt
Organism: Agrilus planipennis (emerald ash borer)
Lineage: Eukaryota; Metazoa; Arthropoda; Insecta; Coleoptera; Buprestidae
Gene: PQBP1
Product: polyglutamine-binding protein 1
Exons: 3
Coding region: 219-992 (257 amino acids)
Biological process (GO): alternative mRNA splicing, via spliceosome
Cellular component (GO): cytoplasm; nuclear body
Molecular function (GO): protein binding; ribonucleoprotein complex binding
Source: RefSeq, a predicted model, not a curated record
UAUGGCGUAUAACCUACUAGAAGAAAAGUAGAAAUGAUAAGAUAUUAGAAAUAUAAAACAGUUUACUUUAAUUCCAUUCAAAACUCUCCUUAUGUUCUGAAUAAUUAAAAAGUAUAUAAAUUACAAUUAUAAUAAAUAUUUGGUUAACGGUUAAUUAACUUAAUUCGUGUGGUAGUUGCAUUAUUUACUGAUUGCAAAUAUAAAAGGAAUUUAGUAAAAUGCCUUUACCGCCUGUUUUAGCUGCAAAAUUAUCUAAAAGAGGAUUGCUAAGUGUUACUAAUUCAAAGGGGUCUGAAAAGAAGAAAAAAGAGUUCAAAGGAGUAUCUGGCUGUCCUAAUAAAAGUAACAUUUAUCAUGAUUGUACACAUUGGUGUGAAGUGCACUGGAAAGGAGUGACCACUCCAGAUCCAAAAUAUUUGAGAAACAUAUCAAAAUUAACACAAAAGUAUCCCCUUCCUCAAAACUGGAUGGAUGUUUUUGAUAAAGGAUUGGGUAGAUACUAUUACUGGGACUUAGAAACAGAUUUAGUAUCUUGGCUUCCACCAAAACAUCCAAAAGCAAAACCAACAGAAAGUGCUGCUGGCUUAAGAGAAAAACUGCAGAGUGGAAACAUAAUUGAUGCAAGUCUCCUAUAUAAAGCUGAUUGUGAUAAAGAUGAAGAAAAAAAGAAGGAUAAAAAAGAAAAAGAUCGUACAGAUAGGAAGGAUAGAGAUAAAGACCGUGACAAGGACAGAGAUCGUGAUACAGAAAAGAACAGAAAAGAAAAAUAUGAAGAAAAAGAACGAAAGAGAAAGAAUAGAAAGGAGGAAAACUUAGAUCCAAUGGAUCCUGCUGCUUACUCUGAGUGUCCUGUUGGUACUUGGAGUGAUGGCUUAGAAACUAACAGGUCAGGAGCAGAUAGUACAGCCUCAGGUGCUCUUUAUCAGCAAAGACCAUACCCAGCCCCAGGAGAAGUUCUUGCUAAUAAUAAAGUUAAAAAAAAAAAAGAUUGAGUCAAAAUUAUUGCAAGAAUUGUUGUUACUUAUUUGUUUCAGAAGAGUUGAGAAUUUGUCAUACUUUAGUUAAAUCUACUUGAGAGCAUUAAUGAAGUGUGUAUGUAUUACAAAACUAUGCCUGAUAAAUUGACUGUACUUACUCACAAAUUAAAUUACUAUCAGUA